Trematosphaeria pertusa is the source of this 564-nucleotide messenger RNA. RefSeq lists its product as uncharacterized. The record is from RefSeq and is a predicted model, not a curated record. Lineage: Eukaryota; Fungi; Ascomycota; Dothideomycetes; Pleosporales; Trematosphaeriaceae. The coding region runs from base 117 to 482 and encodes 121 amino acids. The transcript has a single exon.
GAGGCUGGUAGAGGAGGCUGGGGAACCGGCCACAGGGGCAACUCGUCACAGAAAAGCCAUUGGUGAGACACAAACAGCGGAGCGGCGUGAUUGGCGGCUGCGGAUUGAAUUUAGGGAUGCUUGAUUUUGCCACUGCUUUGCUGGAUUGCAUGGCCCUCGCUGCGUGGUGGAGGUGUUGUCGGCGGCGACGAUGCGCUGGCUCGCUUAGCGCGGAGCCGCGGUUGCUUGGACCAUCGCCUCCGCCUGCCCAGGUGGACGCCCACAGGCCCUCAACACCAACUAGCCAACCAUCUCCAACGUCCAUUGCACUUAAAUGCCUUCAUUCCCAUCACAGGGGAAUAUUUCUGUCCCUCUUCUGUAUCUUUUCUCUUUUUCGUUCGCUGAGUCCUACAGCGCUUUGGGGAAGGAUAGACCCGCUGCAGGUGCAUCUCGCACCCGACCCAAGCACCCGGAGUCCGGGUGGAAUUGAGCCAAUGCAUUAAAUAUCAGACAGAGUUCUACCUUUCCAUUCCGAUGCGCCUUUCCGUGCAGUUGAGGAGCUCCCGGAGAGAGAUGCAGAAACCA